Merops nubicus (carmine bee-eater) is the source of this 2373-nucleotide messenger RNA. RefSeq names its product poly (ADP-ribose) polymerase family, member 9 (gene PARP9). The transcript is spliced from 8 exons. Lineage: Eukaryota; Metazoa; Chordata; Aves; Coraciiformes; Meropidae. The coding region runs from base 1 to 2373 and encodes 790 amino acids. Gene Ontology annotation, cellular component: cytoplasm; nucleus. The record is from RefSeq and is a predicted model, not a curated record. Gene Ontology annotation, molecular function: NAD+ poly-ADP-ribosyltransferase activity; ubiquitin-like protein ligase binding; transcription corepressor activity. Gene Ontology annotation, biological process: negative regulation of gene expression; positive regulation of type II interferon-mediated signaling pathway.
AUGGUAAUGAAUGAAGACAGCUUGAUGAUCCCCAUCGAUAAAGAUGCCUAUGAAGUUCUUAAGAAAAGAGAGGACUGUCUAAGUAACCUUAUUUACAAAAAAUUUGCUUGUACAUUGAUCUUCAAAAGUGCAAAAUGCACUAUUGAAGUAUACAGGAAAACACUAAAGCCAGGAAUUGACAUUUGUGUUUGUAAGGAUGAUCUCACAAGACAUGAGGCUGAUGCUUUGGUAAAUGCAGCAAAUGAAUACCUAGAUCAUGUAGGAGGCCUUGCUUUAGCCCUCUUGAGUGCUGGAGGGCCAGAAAUACAAGAGCAAAGCAAUCUUCAUAUUAAAAAGCAUGGAAAACUCUCAGCUGGCAAAAUAGCAGUGACAGGCGGAGGGAAGCUUCCUUGUAAGAAAAUUAUUCAUGCAGUUGGUCCAAGGUGGAGUGUUUAUGAAAGACAAAGAUGCUGUAAACAACUUAAGGAAGCUAUUAUGAAUGUUCUGAAGUACGUUAGUGCCCCAGAAAAUACUAUAAAGUCUGUGGCUAUCCCAGCAGUGAGUUCAGGUAUUUUUGCCUUCCCACUCGAUUUGUGUGCUGAGGUGAUUGUGAUGGCUAUAAAGGAAUUUGUUGAGGCAAGUUCACCAAGCUGUCUCAGAGAGAUCCGCCUGGUGAACAUCUCUGAGUAUGCAGUUGCAGCAAUGAAGAAGGCCUGUGAGGAGCUUCUGAGUGAUAGCAGUUCAGGUCAGGAAACUCUUCCUCCUUCACCAAGCCAGCUUCCCUCUUUCAUCAAACAUGGAAAAACUCGCUUGCGCCUCAUAAAAGGAGUCCUUGAAGAGCAGAAGACUACAGCUAUUGUUAAUUACGUGUCUGUGACUGGCAAGCCUGACUCUCCAGUUUCAGAGAGACUGCUGGAAAAAGCAGGUUCAGCUCUUCAGGAUGAACUUAAGUCUCAUCUCAGAUAUUCUUCAUCUUAUAAGAAUCUUGUGGUAACAAAAGGUUAUAAUCUGCCCUGUGAGUCUGUACUGCACAUUGUACAGCCGCAAAACUACUACAGGGUGUUACCGUGUGAGGAAUUAAGAGCUGCAGUGACAAAAUGCCUGCAAUACUGUCAGAACUUGCCAAAUCCCUCACUGUCUUUUCCAGCACAUGCGUUCUGUUCAUCACUGCUGCACUAUCAACAGGCAGAGAUCAUGACUGAAGAGGUUUUAAAUUUCGCCAGGGCAUGCCCUGAGAAGAAGCUAGAUGUGCAAGUUGUCUCUUGCCCAGAUGACUUUGAUGCUUAUCAGAGAGCACUUUAUUCAGCAACACAACAACUGGGCAAAGAGGAAUAUUACAACAGAAGUGAUCAGUUGAGUACCAAGUCAGGCAAUCAAAGUGUAAAAGAGCCUGUGAAUAAUGAAUCAGCAAUUGAACUUAAAGGGACCAUACGUACUGCACUGGAAGCAGCAGAAUCCUGGAUCCAGAGCAUGGUACAAAUUCAGAAGAGUCACCAUGCUGUUAUUGAGAACAACUACAUUUUUAGCCUCGGUAGGAAAGAGUUUGCAGAACUCUCUCGAGAGCAGCAUUCCAGCACCUGUGUUUCAGAAGAAGUGAGAGAUGGAAAAGCACGACUGGAAUUUCGGGGCCCUCCUGAUGCUGUGAUUGAUGCAGUGCUUGCAACUGAAAAAUUACUGCUUCGUAUGCAGGAGAAGACUGCAGCCAAGCAAGAGGAACUGCUGUACUUAAUAGGCCAGCCAGAAGCAGGUUGGCUUUCAGAAGGACAACUUCAGAAGACAAAUGAUACGAAACAUCUCCAGAUUUCACUGGUGGAAUCACACCUUCAGGAGUUUAAAGACAGACAAAAACAGUUUGAAAAAGCUGGGCUUCGCGUUCUCAAGGUAGAAAAGAUACAUAAUUCUCUUUUAUCUGCUGCAUUCCAACAAAUGAAAAAAAAAAAGGAAGAAAAACAAGGUGCCUGCAAAAUAACCCACAGGUUGUACCAGCGUGUUCUGGCUCAGUUCUGUAGCUCCGUAUGCCAGACGGGAUUUCACAGGAUGUAUUCUCCACCAGCAGAACAAAAAUACGGAGCUGGCAUCUACUUUAAAAGGAACCCAAAAAGCCUAAUUGAGGAUAAAGACAUGUGGGAAGCAGAUGCUAAAAUAUAUGUGUUUGAGGCUGAUGUAUUAACAGGCUUGUACACUAAAGGCAAGCCAUUUUAUAUUAUGCCACCAGCAGUGGAGGGGGAUGCCACUGAGGUAUAUGACAGCUUAGUAGAUGAUGUAAACAAUCCUGACACCUUUGUCAUUUGCAACAGUGUUGGGGCUCUUCCACAAUAUUUGCUAACUUGUUCCCAAGUGACUGAGAGGUACGUGGCACCCCUGAGGGAACCAGCAGGAUCCUGUAAGAAUUAA